GUCGUCGAAUGUGACGUUCGCCAAGAAAACAACACAAAUAUUCGUCAGUGUGAACGAAUUUUCGAGUUUUUUUCGAAAAUCCGGCCGAUUCCAGAUGGUUGUCGUUUGUCGAGCGAUUAAAUAAAAUUAAGGGAAAAUGCGGUUUUUAGGGAUAACGUUCGUCAGCUUCUUGCUGACCGCCACGGUCGUGGCCAACGCUUAUUACCAGAAGAAACAGUUCUACCCCUCUGUGGUGUAUAUUACGAAAUCCAACCCUUCUAUGGCAGUUAUAUAUAUUCAGGCCUUCAUAGGGGUUUGGAUACUCGGGAAGCUCAUGAGGAAGAUAUUCUUUGGACAGUUACGUACUACGGAGUUUGAGCAUUUAAUGGAGAGAUCCUGGUACGCCAUCACCGAGACCUGUUUGGCUUUCACGGUAUUUCGGGACGAUUUCACCCCGAAAUUCGUGGCCCUUUUCACCCUUUUGCUAUUUUUAAAAUCCUUCCACUGGUUAGCGGAGGACAGGGUGGAUUAUAUGGAAAGGAGUCCGGUCAUUAGUUGGCUGUUCCACUUUAGGGUGCUCAGUUUACUGUUGCUCCUUGCAGGGUUGGAUUUCUACUUUAUCAGUCACGCCUAUAGUUCGACUGUGACAAAGGGUGCCUCAGUGCAGUUGGUAUUCGGCUUCGAAUACGCGGUUUUACUCACUGUGGUGCUGAAUAUAGCGAUCAAAUAUGCGCUACAUUCGGUGGAUUUGAACAGUGAGACCCCCUGGGAUAACAAGGCGGUUUUCCUGCUUUACACCGAGCUGGUGAUGGGAUUCAUCAAGGUGAUCCUGUAUGUGGCCUUCGUGGCUAUCAUAGUGCGAAUCUACACGCUACCGUUGUUCGCGUUUCGGCCGAUGUACUACACCAUCCGGAACUUCAAGAAGGCCUUCAGUGACGUCAUAUUAUCCCGAAGGGCGAUCCACAACAUGAACACCCUGUACCCGGACGCCACCCCCGAGGAACUGGCCGCAGCCGAUAACGUUUGCAUCAUUUGCCGCGAGGAGAUGGUCACUGCGUCGAAAAAGUUGCCGUGCAACCACAUUUUCCACACCUCGUGUCUCAGGUCGUGGUUCCAACGUCAACAAACCUGCCCCACGUGCCGCCUCAACAUCCUACGCGCCCCCGCCCCUCCCACCAACAACAACAUCCCGGGGGCACAACCGGCCGCCGCCCCCGCCCCCAACCCCUUCUUCAACGUCUUCGGCGGCGCCGCCCCCAACCCGUUCAACUUCCACUUCAACCAGCCGCCCGCGCAAAACAACGCGGCCGCCGCCCCUCAGGAGGCCGCCCCACCUCCGGCGGGCUCCGCGCCCGCGCAACCCCCUCCACCGACUUUCGUGCCGCCCCCGUUCGGCGCCAUGCCGCCCUUCCCGUUCCCCACUCCCUUCCCGGCUCCUUUUAUGGCCCCGCCCCCCGUGCCGCCCGUCGACUUGAGCGGACUGAGCGAGGAGGAGCUGAGGAUGAUGGAGGGGAGUGAGAGGGAGCACAUCGAGGCGAGGGUGCGUUGUUUGAGGAACAUCCAGACGCUGCUGGACGCGUCGGUGCAGAUGAUGCAGCAGUACAUGGUUGCCGCCAGUUUGCCCAGAAGUGCGCAUGCGGGCAGUAGUAACUCUGAGGGUCAAGGGAGUGGGGUGGCUGCCGCCCCCGCGAUGGCCAACGGGGGUGGGGGGGAGGAGGCGGCGGCCCCCGGACCUUCCGGAAGUUCUGCAGGCGUAUCAAAACAAAAAAACGCCACCACUGAAUCGAACGGCUUAAGCAACAACGUCGAGCCAGUGGCGUCCGUCACCCCUGAGGAAGAAAUCAGAAGACGAAGGUUACAAAAGUUCUUGCAAGGAGAACAACAACAGCAGCAGCAACAACAACAACAACAAGAAUAAAUAAAUAAACAAUUUAAUAAAUAAAUAAAUAAAGUGUUAAAUACAGGGAUGUUCGGCCCUUUUUUAGCGUUCGUAAGAAACAAAGACUUACUACUUACUACUAUACAGUGCGAGGCUGAUGGAUGGAUGAUUUUUUUUUUAAUAUUAAAUUUUUUAUAGUCCGAACCUGUUUGACUGUAAAAAAAUCGUGAUUUUCUGGUUAUUGUUGAUGCUUUUAUUUAUAAUUUGUUUUUUUUUUAAAUAAUUCCGGUCCUGUAUUAUAAUAGCUGAUAAUAACGAUAUAAAUAUGGUAAAUGUGUAAAAUGCGUUUAUAGUUAUUUUUAGGAUUUUAUAUUUAUUAAGGGAGAUGUACAUGAUCACUAUAAUAUAUUAUAUUUCUUGAACGGAAAA
Molecule: messenger RNA, 2287 nt
Organism: Anthonomus grandis grandis
Lineage: Eukaryota; Metazoa; Arthropoda; Insecta; Coleoptera; Curculionidae
Gene: sip3
Product: E3 ubiquitin-protein ligase synoviolin
Exons: 9
Coding region: 137-1897 (586 amino acids)
Cellular component (GO): cytoplasm
Source: RefSeq, a predicted model, not a curated record